AUGCAUCAUGCUCGCUGGAUGUCGAAGGCCAUAUAUUGUUUAAAAAUAUUUAUAGUUCGUCAAGAAUUUAAAAUAAACAAAAGAGAAUACGAUUCAGUUCGUGAUAUUUGUAUUUUUAUUGUUCGUUGCUAUGUUAAAGCGUGGUUUAAUGCGCCAAAUGCUUGUGUUGCACCACGCCAAGACUUACAGUUUUUGCGUGACCUUUAUGCUUAUAAAACAAUAGAUGAAAAGUUAUCUGAAGUUACACAAAAAAAAUUUAUCAACCACCUAUGGUAUUUGUUUCCAGAGUCAGUUGGAUUUGCAUUUUUUGAUAGUGAUAUUUUCUGA
Molecule: messenger RNA, 327 nt
Organism: Macrosiphum euphorbiae (potato aphid)
Lineage: Eukaryota; Metazoa; Arthropoda; Insecta; Hemiptera; Aphididae
Source: the annotation of a GenBank genome assembly